Molecule: messenger RNA, 1752 nt
Organism: Closterium sp. Naga37s-1
Lineage: Eukaryota; Viridiplantae; Streptophyta; Zygnematophyceae; Desmidiales; Closteriaceae
Source: the annotation of a GenBank genome assembly
AUGAGUCCGAAUGACGUGGCCGAGAAGCUGGCUGACGCCUCGUUGGCUGACGCCGCGCCAGCAGCCGACGCCGCUGCCGCCGCUUCCGCGAAACCCGAGAAAGCCGCCAAAGCGAAGGGUGCUGACAAGGGCGCCGACAAGGCCGCCGCCGCCGCGGCUGCCGCUGCGAAAGAGGCGGCGAAGAUCGCGCCGGAGAUUCAGGCGUUUUUCAAGAGGAGGAUCGAGAUGUUCGAGGCGCUUCAGAAGGAGCAGGCAGAGCAGAGGGCGAAGAUCGCUGGCGAUCCGAUCAAGAUCACCCUGCCCGACGGUGCUGUGAAGGAGGGCAAGAAGUGGGAGACCUCCCCGAUGGACGUGGCGAAGGGCAUCUCGCAGGGACUCGCCAACAGCGCCAUCAUCUCCAAGUGGGGAGCCUCUCCAAUGGACGUGGCGAAGGGCAUCUCGCAGGGGCUCGCCAACAGCGCCAUCAUCUCCAAGGAGGGCAAGAAGUGGGAGACCUCCCCAAUGGACGUGGCGAAGGGCAUGUCGCAGGGACUCGCCAACAGUGCCAUCAUCUCCAAGGUGGAUGGCGUGUUGUGGGACAUGUGUCGCCCCCUGGAAGGUGACUGCGCGCUGCAGCUGUUCACGUUUGAGGACGACGAGGGGAGGGACACCUUCUGGCACUCCAGCGCUCAUAUUUUGGGAGAGGCUCUAGAGCAGGAGUACGGGUGCCACCUGUGCAUUGGCUCUGGAGCAGGAGUACGGGUGCCACCUAUGCAUUGGGCCGUGCACGACACGAGGCGAGGCGAGGGGUUCUACUAUGAUGCGUUUUACGGGGAACGCACGCUCAACGACGAGCAUUUCAAGGCCAUUGAGGGCAAGGCGGGCAAGGCAGCCAAGGAGAAGCAGGCGUUUGAGCGGAUCGAGGUGACGCGGCAGCAGGCGCUCGAGAUGUUUGCUGAUAACCCCUUCAAGACGGCUCAAAAGGCGGGCAAGGCUGCCAAGGAGAAGCAGGCGUUUGAGCGCAUCGAAGUCACAAGGCAGCAGGCUCUCGAGAUGUUCGCCGAUAACCCGUUCAGGGUGGAGAUUAUCAAGGACCUCCCAGAGGACAAGACCAUCACCGUGUACCGCUGCGGGCCCUUGGUUGAUCUGUGCCGUGGCCCCCACAUCCCCAACACUUCCCAUGUCAAGGCUUUCGCCUGCCUCAAGGCAUCAGCAUCGUAUUGGAGGGGGCAGUCAGACAGAGAGAGCUUGCAGCGAGUGUACGGCAUCUCGUAUCCCGACAGCAAGAAGCUCAAGGAGUACCUGCACGUGUUGGAGGAGGCCAAGAAGCGAUACCACCUUAUCAUUGCAAUCACUCGUUAUCUCACCCCACCCCUCUCCACCCCCUUCCACCCCUCUCCACCCCUCACAUUGCACCAGGAGUACCUGCACGUGUUAGAGGAGGCCAAGAAGCGAGACCAUCGUGUUGUUGGACUUGCGCAGGACCUCUUCUUCUUCCACCCGCUUAGCCCCGGAAGCUGCUUCUUCCUGCCGCACGGCGCGCGGAUAUACAACAAGCUCGUUGGGUUCAUCCAGGGCGAAUACAGGAAGCGAGGCUACCACGAGGUCGUGACGCCUAACAUGUUCAACAUGGAGCUGUGGAACAUCUCAGGCCACCGGCCAUGCAGCCAUGCAUCUCAGGCCACCCGGCCAUGCAGCAGCAUCUCAGGACAACCGGCCAUGCAGCCAUGCAUCUCAGGCCACGCGGCCAACUACAAGAAGCCUGUGCAGGCU